Molecule: messenger RNA, 1252 nt
Organism: Cyclopterus lumpus (lumpfish)
Lineage: Eukaryota; Metazoa; Chordata; Actinopteri; Perciformes; Cyclopteridae
Product: E-selectin-like
Exons: 8
Coding region: 119-988 (289 amino acids)
Source: RefSeq, a predicted model, not a curated record
UAUGAAGUUUUAUAUUCGAUACGAUUAGGAAGGCAAUUUAACUUAAGUAUCGUAUUCAUUUAAUUUAUAAAAAACAUCGCUAAUAUUCUGAAAUACCUGGGUGUUUGUAGGUCACUCAAUGGACAUGAAGUGGAUGGUAAUCCUCCUCCUUGGUAUCUUGGCCGAGACGACCAUGGGCUGGAUGUAUCACUACUCAAACACAUCUAUGAACUGGACCCAGGCCCGUCAGUGGUGCCAGAGCACUUACACAGACAUGGUGGUCAUCCAAAGCCAGAAAGAGAACGACUAUCUGGUCUCCUUGCUGCCAAACAGAAAACAGAGUCCAUAUUUUUGGAUUGGAAUCACUAAAAAACAAAAGAAUGAGACUUGGACCUGGAUUGGGAAUAACAGCACGUGGAUUGGUGAACAGUCAUGGGCAGCGAACGAGCCCAACAACAACAACAGCAAAGAGUUCUGUGUGGAGAUCUACGUGAAAAUAGGAGAAAACAGAGGGAAGUGGAACGAUGAGAAGUGCGCCAAUCUAAAAUCUCCUGUUUGUUAUGAAGCCCAAUGUACGGCAACAUCAUGUGACAGGGGAAGAUGCCAGGAGACCAUAGAUAACAUCACCUGCCUCUGUGAGCCUGGCUUCACGGGAAACAAGUGCCAGACAGCUGUGACAUGCCCCCCUCUGUCUCAGCCUAGUGAUGGAAACCUGACCUGCUCGGGGGAAAAGCUGACAUUCAACUCAACCUGUCGAUUUAAAUGCUCUCCGGGCUUCCUGAUGACCGGCUCGCAGGAUGUUACCUGCAGGGUCACCGGGGUCUGGAGCGGCCCGAGACCUUCUUGUGCAAGCUAUAAACAGGCUCUGUUGGCGGUAGUCGGGUGUGCAGCCUUCUCGGCCUUCUGCUGCAUCUGUUUUUGCUGGAUGAAGCGCAGAAAACGAAAGAAAGUUGCCCAAGUGAGGCAGCCUGAAGAAGCCACGAGUCCAUCCACUGAGGCACAGGGAUGACGGACAACUGGGACCUCGCAAAAUAUAUCUAUAAUGACCCAAAUGCAGUUAUUCCUAUUUAGUACAUGGUUGUAUAAAUACAACCUAAACACCCACCGGCUGCGCAGGCUUUAUGCUACAAUAAUCACUUAGCUAAGCGUAUUUGUCUCGUUAACUGUAUGUUGAAGCUUUAUUUGGAUAUACUGCAUGGAUGUAACACAUGUGCAUGUUAUUCAUUAUCAGAUCACGCAUUAUGUAAAUGUGUUUAACAACAUUAGAGGUGAA